AUGAGCAGGAUGCGGCUGCUGCCGCUCGCGCUGCUCUUCUCCUGCUCCUUCGCCCGCGCCGCCUGCGACCCCAAGAUCGUCAACAUCGGCGCGGUGCUGAGCACGCGGAAGCACGAGCAGGUGUUCCGCGAGGCCGUGAACCAGGCCAACAAGCGGCACGGCGCCUGGAAGAUCCAGCUCAACGCCACGUCCGUCACCCACAAGCCCAACGCCAUCCAGAUGGCCCUGUCCGUGUGCGAGGACCUCAUCUCCAGCCAGGUCUACGCCAUCCUCGUCAGCCACCCGCCGACCCCCAAUGAGCACUUCACGCCCACGCCCGUGUCCUACACCGCCGGCUUCUACCGCAUCCCCGUGCUGGGGCUCACCACCCGCAUGUCCAUCUACUCGGACAAGAGCAUCCACCUGAGCUUCCUGCGCACUGUGCCGCCCUACUCCCACCAGUCCAGCGUGUGGUUCGAGAUGAUGCGUGUCUACAGCUGGAACCACAUCAUCCUGCUGGUCAGCGACGACCACGAGGGCCGGGCCGCGCAGAAGCGGCUGGAGACGCUGCUGGAGGAGCGCGAGUCCAAGAGUAAAAAAAGGAACUAUGACAGCCUCGACCAACUGUCCUAUGACAACAAGCGCGGACCCAAGGCGGAGAAGGUGCUGCAGUUCGACCCGGGGACCAAGAACGUGACGGCCCUGCUGAUGGAGGCGCGGGAGCUGGAGGCCCGGGUCAUCAUCCUCUCGGCCAGCGAGGACGACGCCGCCACCGUGUACCGCGCCGCCGCGAUGCUCAACAUGACGGGGUCGGGGUACGUGUGGCUGGUGGGGGAGCGCGAGAUCUCCGGGAACGCCCUGCGCUACGCCCCGGACGGCAUCAUCGGGCUGCAGCUCAUCAACGGCAAGAACGAGUCGGCCCACAUCAGCGACGCGGUGGGCGUGGUGGCCCAGGCGGUGCACGAGCUCCUGGAGAAGGAGAACAUCACCGACCCGCCGCGGGGCUGCGUGGGCAACACCAACAUCUGGAAAACCGGGCCGCUCUUCAAGAGGGUGCUGAUGUCUUCCAAGUACGCGGAAGGGGUGACUGGCCGCGUGGAGUUCAAUGAGGACGGCGACCGGAAGUUUGCCAACUACAGCAUCAUGAACCUGCAGAACCGCAAGCUGGUGCAAGUGGGCAUCUACAACGGCACCCACGUCAUCCCCAACGACCGGAAGAUCAUCUGGCCGGGCGGGGAGACGGAGAAACCGCGAGGCUAUCAGAUGUCCACCAGGCUGAAGAUCGUGACCAUCCACCAGGAGCCCUUCGUGUACGUCAAGCCCACGAUGAGCGACGGCACGUGCAAGGAGGAGUCCACAGUCAACGGGGACCCUAUCAAGAAAGUGAUCUGCACGGGGCCCAACGACACCUCGCCGGGCAGCCCGCGUCACACGGUGCCUCAGUGCUGCUACGGCUUCUGCAUCGACCUGCUCAUCAAGCUGGCGCGGACCAUGAACUUCACCUACGAGGUGCACCUGGUGGCCGACGGCAAGUUCGGCACGCAGGAGCGGGUGAACAACAGCAACAAGAAGGAGUGGAACGGGAUGAUGGGCGAGCUGCUCAGCGGCCAGGCGGACAUGAUCGUGGCCCCACUGACCAUCAACAACGAGCGUGCCCAGUACAUCGAGUUCUCCAAGCCCUUCAAGUACCAAGGCCUGACUAUCCUGGUCAAGAAGGAGAUCCCGCGGAGCACGCUGGACUCGUUCAUGCAGCCGUUCCAGAGCACGCUGUGGCUGCUGGUGGGGCUGUCGGUGCACGUGGUAGCCGUGAUGCUGUACCUGCUGGACCGCUUCAGUCCCUUCGGCCGGUUCAAGGUGAACAGCGAGGAGGAGGAGGAGGACGCGCUGACCCUGUCUUCCGCCAUGUGGUUCUCCUGGGGCGUGCUGCUCAACUCGGGCAUCGGGGAAGGCGCCCCCCGCAGCUUCUCGGCGCGCAUCCUGGGCAUGGUGUGGGCCGGCUUCGCCAUGAUCAUCGUGGCCUCCUACACCGCCAAUCUGGCGGCCUUCCUGGUCCUGGACCGGCCCGAGGAGCGCAUCACCGGCAUCAACGACCCGCGGCUGAGGAACCCCUCCGACAAGUUCAUCUACGCGACGGUGAAGCAGAGCUCCGUGGACAUCUACUUCCGGCGGCAGGUGGAGCUGAGCACCAUGUACCGCCACAUGGAGAAGCACAACUACGAGAGCGCGGCCGAGGCCAUCCAGGCCGUUCGGGACAACAAGCUGCACGCCUUCAUCUGGGACUCGGCGGUGCUGGAGUUCGAGGCCUCGCAGAAGUGCGACCUGGUGACCACGGGCGAGCUGUUCUUCCGCUCGGGCUUCGGCAUCGGCAUGCGCAAGGACAGCCCCUGGAAGCAGAACGUGUCCCUGUCCAUCCUCAAGUCCCAUGAGAAUGGCUUCAUGGAAGACCUGGACAAGACGUGGGUGCGGUACCAGGAGUGUGACUCACGCAGCAACGCCCCUGCUACCCUCACCUUCGAGAACAUGGCAGGCGUCUUCAUGCUCGUGGCCGGCGGCAUCGUGGCCGGGAUCUUCCUCAUCUUCAUCGAGAUCGCCUACAAGCGGCACAAGGACGCGCGUCGGAAGCAGAUGCAGCUGGCCUUCGCCGCGGUUAACGUGUGGAGGAAGAACCUGCAGGAUAGAAAGAGUGGUAGAGCAGAGCCCGACCCUAAAAAGAAAGCCACUUUUAGGGCUAUCACCUCCACCCUGGCUUCCAGCUUCAAGAGACGUAGGUCCUCCAAAGACACGAGCACCGGGGGUGGACGCGGCGCUUUGCAAAACCAAAAAGACACAGUGCUGCCGCGACGCGCUAUUGAGAGGGAGGAGGGCCAGCUGCAGAUGUGUGCCCGUCAUAGGGAGAGCUGA
This is a messenger RNA of Pipistrellus nathusii (Nathusius's pipistrelle), 2880 nucleotides long. The record is from the annotation of a GenBank genome assembly. Lineage: Eukaryota; Metazoa; Chordata; Mammalia; Chiroptera; Vespertilionidae.